This is a messenger RNA of Apaloderma vittatum (bar-tailed trogon), 1187 nucleotides long. It is a transcript of the gene PCYOX1L, whose product is annotated as prenylcysteine oxidase 1 like. Gene Ontology annotation, biological process: prenylated protein catabolic process; prenylcysteine catabolic process. The record is from RefSeq and is a predicted model, not a curated record. Gene Ontology annotation, molecular function: prenylcysteine oxidase activity. NCBI's taxonomy places the organism in Eukaryota, Metazoa, Chordata, Aves, Trogoniformes, Trogonidae. The annotation marks the transcript as partial. The transcript has 5 exons.
GCCUCAAGCACCGGCGAGAGGUGGCAGGGAAGAGUGCCAUCUUCAGCGGGGAGCACUUCGUCCUGGAAGAGACCGACUGGUACUUGCUCAACCUCUUCCGUCUCUGGUGGCACUAUGGCAUCAGCUUCCUGCGCCUGCAGAUGUGGGUGGAGGAGGUGAUGGAGAAGUUCAUGAGGAUCUACAAGUACCAGGCGCAUGGCUAUGCCUUCUCCAGCUUGGAGGAGCUGCUGCGCUCCCUGGGGGGUGAUGCCUUUGUCAAUAUGACACAGCGCUCGGUGGCCGAGUCCUUGCUGGAGGUGGGCGUCACACAGCGCUUCGUGGAUGAUGUCAUCGCGGCUGUCCUGCGCUCCAGCUAUGGGCAGUCAGUGCUGGUGCCCGCCUUCGCAGGAGCCAUGUCACUGGCGGGGGCCCAGGGCAGCACCUGGGCAGUGGAAGGAGGCAACAAGCUGGUGUGUUCAGGUCUGCUGAAGCUGACCAAAGCCAACGUUAUCCCAGCCAGGGUGACGGGUGUCUCCUUGCACAGCUCAGAGGGGAAGGCCCUGUACCAGGUGCACUACGAGGGCAGUGAAGGCCAGGGCUCAACUUUCUACGACAUGGUGGUUGUGACAACUCCCCUGCACCCCAGCAGGAGUAACUUCACCUUUGAGAACUUUGAGCCACCCAUCGCCGACUUUCCCGGAGCCUUCCAGCCCUCUGUCACCUCCGUGGUGCAUGGCUACCUCAACUCCUCCUACUUCGGCUUCCCUGACCCCAAGCUCUUCCCCUUUGCCAGCAUCCUCACCACUGACACCCCUGACCUCUUCUUCAACGCCAUGGACAAUAUCUGUCCUGUCAACAUCUCGGCAGCUUUCCGUCGCAAGCAGCCCCAGGAGGCUGCAGUGCGGCGUGUCCUCUCCCAGCAGCCCCUGGACCUGCAGCAGCUGAAGACCCUCUUCAGGUCCUACUACUCGGUGCAGGUGACGGAGUGGCCGGCAUAUCCCCGCUACGAUGCCGCCAAGUCCCUCCCACCCAUUGUGCUCCAUGAAAACCUAUUCUACCUCAGCGGUGUGGAGUGGGUGGCCAGCUCCAUGGAGAUGAUAGCAGUGGCAGCCAAAAAUGUGGCCCUGCUGGCUUACAAUCGCUGGCAUCAGGACCUGGAGAAAAUUGACCAGAAGGACUUGAUGCACAAAGUGAAGACUGAGCUGUGA